Rhincodon typus (whale shark) is the source of this 4655-nucleotide messenger RNA. RefSeq names its product TRAF2 and NCK interacting kinase a (gene tnika). The coding region runs from base 253 to 4263 and encodes 1336 amino acids. The record is from RefSeq and is a predicted model, not a curated record. Lineage: Eukaryota; Metazoa; Chordata; Chondrichthyes; Orectolobiformes; Rhincodontidae. Gene Ontology annotation, biological process: protein phosphorylation. Gene Ontology annotation, molecular function: protein kinase activity; ATP binding. The transcript has 29 exons.
CCCAUCACAGAAUAGGACUGCAGUAAUUUAACUCCCUGUCUCCUGUGGUGUAACCAGAAAUUAGGACAAAUUAAAACCGUUCCCCCUCUGCCGUUAUUCUUUUUACAUGUAAAAGACCUGUCCUACUGAUUGUUUGUCAUUGAGCGGAAGGAUAUGUUUUAAAUCGUUACAAGAGCAGUGACGAGAGAGAGAGAGAGUGGGAGAGAGACAAGACUAAGCUCCGGGCUGUGUCAGUUUUCGGGUGAAAUUAACAUGGCGAGCGACUCUCCAGCGCGAAGCUUGGAUGAAAUCGACCUCUCGGCUCUGAGGGAUCCUGCUGGUAUUUUUGAACUGGUGGAACUUGUUGGCAAUGGCACAUAUGGACAGGUUUACAAGGGACGACAUGUCAAGACAGGACAACUGGCUGCAAUCAAGGUUAUGGAUGUCACUGGGGAUGAAGAGGAGGAGAUCAAACAGGAAAUUAAUAUGCUUAAAAAGUAUUCGCACCAUCGAAACGUUGCUACCUAUUACGGAGCCUUCAUUAAAAAGAAUCCUCCUGGAGUUGAUGACCAGCUUUGGGGCCUGACUCACCUUCAUCAGCACAAGGUCAUUCACCGUGAUAUCAAGGGCCAGAAUGUCUUGUUGACAGAGAAUGCUGAAGUCAAGUUGGUUGACUUUGGAGUGAGUGCGCAGCUUGACCGUACAGUAGGGAGGAGGAACACAUUCAUUGGCACACCCUACUGGAUGGCACCUGAAGUGAUAGCUUGUGAUGAGAAUCCAGAUGCCACUUAUGAUUUCAAGAGUGAUUUGUGGUCUUUGGGGAUAACUGCAAUGGAAAUGGCUGAAGGAGCUCCACCUCUGUGUGACAUGCACCCAAUGAGGGCUUUGUUUCUCAUCCCGAGGAAUCCACCACCUCGACUCAAGUCCAAAAAGUGGUCAAAGAAGUUUGUGUCCUUUAUUGAGGGGUGCUUGGUGAAGAAUCACGGUCAGAGGCCAGCAACAGAUCAGCUGCUGAAACAUCCCUUCAUCAGGGACCAGCUCAAUGAGAGGCAAGUCCGGAUCCAACUCAAGGACCACAUUGACCGGACCAAAAAGAAGAGGGGCGAGAAAGAUGAGACAGAAUAUGAAUACAGUGGGAGCGAGGAAGAAGAGGAGGACCAUGAAUUCGGAGAGCCGAGCUCCAUUGUGAACCUGCCCGGAGAAUCUACCCUUCGCCGAGACUUUCUGCGACUGCAAUUGGCCAACAAGGAACGGUCAGAGGCCAUCAAGAGGCAACAGCUCCAGGAGCAGCAGCAGCGGGAAAACGAGGAGCACAAGCGCCAACUGCUGGCUGAGCGGCAGAAACGCAUUGAAGAGCAGAAGGAGCAGCGGCGGAGACUAGAAGAGCAACAAAGGAGAGACCGAGAGCACCGGAAACAGCAGGAGAGGGAGCAGAGGAGAAGAUAUGAGGAGAUGGAGAGGCUCCAGCGAGAAGAGGAGAGACGCCUAGCCGAACGGGAGCAGGAGUACAUAAGGCGGCAGUUAGAGGAAGAACAGAGGCAGUUAGAGAUCUUGCAACAACAACUUCUGCAGGAGCAGGCUCUCCUACUGGAGUACAAGCGAAAGCAGCUGGAAGAACAGCGUCAGGCAGAACGACUACAACGACAGUUGCAACAGGAACGGGCUUAUCUGGUGUCUCUCCAGCAGCAGCAACAGCUGGAGCCAAGAUCUGGUGAGAAGAAGGGACUUUAUCACUACAAGGACAGUAUGAACCCAACAGAGAAGCCAGCCUGGGCCAAAGAGGUACAGAAGCGAUCGCUCAGUAAUUCUCCUCGACGCCCACCCAAAGAUGGAGUGCCUGCCACUAAGUGGCCAUCGUUCAGUGACAUCACCAAUCAGCAGCCCGCUCACGAUUUGUCCUGGCAUGUCCGUUCGGGCCAACACCUUGUGGUUCCCAGUGUUCUCGCCUCUCCUCUGAUCAACAGAAAAGGCUCACGCCAAGUCCUGACCGCACCAGACUCUGAUCAUACAGGGCCAGCAGGAACGUCCCCUCUCCAGGCCCAAGCAAAGACUGAGAAGAAGUCACACACCUGCAAGGAGGACCAGGCCAGGGAGGCACGACCACGGCUACGGUCACAGACCAAGCAAUUACAGUCACAGGAGGUGACCUUUGAGUUUGGACCCAAUGGCGUGGUGGAGGAACGCUCCAAGUUAAACCGCCAAAGCUCGCCAGCAAUGCCACAUAAGAUGGGAAAUAGGAUGUCUGACCCAAGCAUGCCGCCUCGUUCCGAAUCAUUUAGCAGCAGUGCAGUGCAGGCUGCACGAACCCCACCAAUGCAUAGACCUGUAGAGCCUCAGGUCCAAGUAGCUCACCUGGUUCCUUUGAAACCGCACAGUACUUCCAUGACGGGUUCCCAGUCCCUUCACGAGCAGCCAACUAAGAGUAUGUCCAGCGCUUUCCAUUCACAAGAGGGGCUAGUGUCACAUCGCGCCGAAAUGCCACGGCAGAACUCCGACCCCACAUCAGAAACCCCACCCCUCCCUCCCCGCCUUGGGUCAAGAGAAGAAAAGUGUGGGGGCAGCGUUUGGCACAGGCAAGAGGAGGACACCCCACCCAAGGACUUGACAGCUUUGGCCAAAGAACUGCGGGAGCUUCGCAAUGAAGAGUCAUCGCGACCUCCAAUCAAAGUCACCGACUACUCGUCGUCCAGUGAAGAAUCGGAAAGCAGUGAGGAAGAGGAAGAGGAGGAGGAGGAGGAAGAUGCAGAAAAUGAGGCACAGGAUGGGACAGUACCAGUCAGUGAUAUUCCAAGGAUAAUGCCGUCCUCUACACCAGCUAGCAGCGAGCAGUACAAUGAGAGCUACGGCCUGGUGGGCAUGCAAGAGGGAGCUUUGCCAUCUGAUCUUUACAACAAUGCUUCAGGAGAUGGAACCCUGAUUAUCCGAGAGAAUUCUGGUGACAAAAAGUGGACUGGCCAUGUUGACAGUAACGGCUUUGCCAGCCACACCAAUCUGCCCGAUCUGGUGCAGCAAAGCCAGUCUCCUGCCACUACACCAACCGAGGCAAUUGGGCGAACCACAUCUCAACUCGCUCAGGAAAAGGACUCAGCAGCUGGGUAUGGCCGGGGCACAGGCACAAAAUCAUCCUUCACUCCAUUUGUGGACCCAAGGGUAUUUCAGACAUCACCAAGUGGCAGUGAGGAAGAGUCAUCAGCAACAGCAAUGUUCUCCAGUGAGAUGCUCCGACAGGAACAGGCAAAGCUGAACGAAGUUCGGAAGAUCUCCGUGGUAAAUGUCAACCCGACGAACAUCCGACCCCAUAGUGACACCCCGGAGAUCCGAAAAUACAAGAAGCGGUUCAACUCCGAAAUACUCUGUGCCGCACUUUGGGGAGUGAACCUAUUGGUGGGCACAGAAAAUGGUUUAAUGUUACUGGACAGAAGUGGCCAGGGGAAGGUUUACAACCUCAUCAAUCGGAGGCGCUUCCAUCAGAUGGAUGUACUGGAGGGUCUUAACAUCCUCGUGACGAUAUCUGGUAAGAAGAAUAAAUUGAGGGUGUAUUACCUGUCUUGGUUGAAGAAUAGGAUAUUGCACAAUGAUCCUGAGGUGGAGAAGAAACAGGGCUGGACCACAGUUGGUGAUUUGGAGGGCUGCGUACAUUACAAAGUUGUUAAAUACGAGAGGAUUAGGUUCCUUGUGAUCGCUUUGAAGAAUGCAGUGGAAAUUUAUGCCUGGGCACCAAAGCCUUAUCACAAAUUCAUGGCCUUCAAGUCUUUUGCAGAUCUUCAGCACAAACCAUUAUUGGUUGACCUAACGGUGGAAGAAGGGCAAAGGUUAAAGGUUAUCUAUGGGUCUCACACUGGUUUCCAUGUGAUUGAUGUCGAUUCAGGGAAUGUCUAUGACAUUUAUAUACCAUCACAUAUUCAGGGCAACAUCACACCUCAUGCUCUCAUUAUUCUCCCCAAAACGGAUGGGAUGGAAAUGCUGCUGUGUUAUGAGGAUGAGGGGGUUUAUGUCAAUACGUACGGGCGAAUCACCAAGGACAUUGUGUUGCAAUGGGGGGAGAUGCCCACAUCUGUCGCCUACAUCCAUUCCAGCCAGAUAAUGGGCUGGGGCGAGAAGGCCAUUGAGAUUCGGUCAGUGGAGACUGGGCACUUGGAUGGGGUUUUCAUGCACAAGAGAGCACAACGCUUGAAGUUUCUGUGCGAGAGAAAUGACAAGGUUUUCUUUGCAUCUGUGCGUUCGGGUGGAAGCAGCCAAGUUUUCUUCAUGACCCUGAACAGGAACUCGAUGAUGAACUGGUAACAAGAUGGAGAGCACGCAUUCUGUUCACACUCGCACUGACAUAUGGAAGUCAACAAUUUAGAGAGAUUUCUAACCUUUAAAGGAAAAAGCCUCUUGAUGUCACGGAUAUAAAAGGACUAAUGCAAUAUAACAAAGCCUGUGUUGCGUAUCUUGAGAUGAUAGUGAUGAUUUUUUUUAAGUCCCGGUAAACUUUGUGUGCGUGGCAAGGGUCUUGGAGGGAAAACCCUCAACAUCGAGACCAGCUGUGAAGACCUCUUAGCAUCAGGAUACCCUGAAGGUGAUGGUGUUAUUUUCCUGCUGGCCACACUGUGCCAGAACUGAACAUAGGGAGGGAGCUAGAGAGAGAGCAUGAUGCUGCUGCUGUCUCCAGUAGUGGAGAAAGUUGUGGGAAU